Phaedon cochleariae (mustard beetle) is the source of this 1256-nucleotide messenger RNA. NCBI's taxonomy places the organism in Eukaryota, Metazoa, Arthropoda, Insecta, Coleoptera, Chrysomelidae. The record is from the annotation of a GenBank genome assembly.
AUUGACUUGAAUUUUUAUUUUGGGUUAUUUACCUGUCCAAAGUUGCACGAUUUUCUUGUUUUGUUCUUAUUCAAAAAAGUGAUUUGUGCUGGGAAAACUCAAUUUCAUUUCUGAAAUCUGAAGCCUGUAGGCAUAUAUAAUAAAAUAUGGCCCAUUACAAAGGUGCUGCUAGCGAGGCAGGCAGAGCUAUGCAGCUAAUGAAAAAACGAGAAAAAGAAAUGCAAGAUAUGGAACUUCGAAAGAAGAAAAUUGAGGAAGAGUUGAAACUGAACAACAUUGAAACCAAAUUUGCCACCCAUUAUGAUGCUGUGGAACAACAACUGAAGAGCUCAACAAUAGGUCUUGUUACCCUAGAUGAAAUGAAAGCAAAGCAAGAAAACAUUGUCAAAGAAAGAGAAAAAAAGUUGGCACAGAAGCAAGCAGAGAAAGAACGUGAAAAGCAGAGACAACUUGAAGCAAAACAAGCAGAAAAAAACAAGCAGAAGAUGCAGAUUCAAGCUUUGUCAUUUUCACUGGAAGAAGACAAUGAAGAUAGUGAAGACUCUGGAUCAGAAAGUUUCAAACGCCCCUUUGAGGAAGUUGAGAAAUCAAAUAUGAAGAAAAUUAAAAAAGAUCCCAAUGUUGAUACCAGUUUCUUACCUGACAGAGAAAGAGAAGAAGAAGAAAAUAGACUCAGAGAGGAAUUGAGACAACAAUGGGCUGAGCAGCAACAGAAAUUGAAGGAGGAAGUAAUGGAUAUUACUUUCAGUUACUGGGAUGGGUCAGGACACAGAAGAACAGUAAGGGUAAAAAAAGGCAAUUCCAUAUACCAGUUUCUGCAAAAAGUACUGGAACUGUUGAGAAAGGAAUUUUCUGAACUGAAAACAGUGAUGGCCGACCAACUCAUGUAUGUGAAAGAAGACCUUAUUCUUCCGCAUCAUUACACUUUUUACGAUUUCAUCGUGACUAAGGCUAGGGGCAAGAGUGGACCCCUAUUCCAAUUUGACGUCCACGAUGAUAUCAGACUAGUGAACGACGCUUCCGUGGAGAAAGAGGAGUCUCAUGCAGGAAAAGUUUUGCUGCGCAGUUGGUAUGAGAGGAAUAAACAUAUUUUUCCUGCAAGCAGAUGGGAGCCUUAUGAUCCCACCAAGACCUAUGACAAAUACACUGUUUCUGAUAAAAAUAAGAAAGCAUAGGAAUAAGUUGUCAGGAAAUGUUAUUAGGUUAAUAUACGCACAGUUUGAAAUUCUGUUUGGUUACACAUUUUUUUUCUGGAA